GCGAGCUCCGCGCGGGGGAAAGCCUCCCGGCGCUGGCCAUGAGGGGAGUUGCUGAAGUAAAGGAUCCCUGCAGCCUUCCCAUGCUAUCUGUUGACAUGGAAAACAAGGAAAAUGGCUCUGUCGGUGUAAAAAAUUCCAUGGAGAAUGGGAGACCCCCGGACCCUGCAGACUGGGCCGUGAUGGAUGUCGUCAACUAUUUCCGAACAGCGGGAUUUGAGGAGCAAGCUAGUGCAUUUCAGGAACAGGAAAUUGAUGGAAAAUCUCUGCUUUUGAUGACAAGAAAUGAUGUAUUGACAGGACUUCAGUUAAAGUUGGGGCCUGCUUUGAAAAUCUACGAGUAUCACGUAAAACCUCUACAGACUAAGCAUUUAAAGAACAACUCUUCAUAGUACAAAUUGGGGUCUUAGACCUCAAAAUCUACAUAAUGACAUAAUUUAGUUUCAUGUGAUGAAACUUGGUAACAGAAUACAUACAUGUGUAUAUGUAAAGAAUUUCAACCAAAUGAAACGUUAUCCUAUUGGAUAGACUAGGCAAUGCGUCGGCUGACCUACCUUCAGCCAGGAGGAGCAAGGACAGCAGGUGGACGGGAUGGUUUUCCUUGUGGGAUUUGUCUAAUAGAAUGGUCUUUGACAUGAUUAGACACCCAUCCCCAGAAAGGCUUUGAAGUCAUGAAGAUUUGCUUCGUGCCUUCAGAGAUUGCCCAGCAUCUUUCGAAAAAGCAUCGGAUGAAAUGAACAUCUUUCGGUUACAGGACAUAGGAAAAUUUAAAACAGGAAAACGUGGGGAGGGGGAAAUAGAGAAAGGGAUUGCUGUCUCCCUUGAAUUCCUCUGCUCCUUAGUGCUUAUAUUUGGAUGGAAUUGCCGACACCCUUUUUUAUAGAGGGUCCUUCACUUGACCUUAUUAAGGUUUCACUGGGAUAUGCUGCAAUGUUUGAAGUGAACGUCCACCAUGCCCCUUCAGGAGCAGAAAGGUAGCUCUCCAAAGAGAAACUGUAGUGUAUUGGGAUAUCCAUCCAUGUUCUGCUAGCUUUCACAAGGGUAAUGGUAUUUUCUGCAUAGAUUUGCUUUAUAAUUGUUUUUGUUUGUUUGUUUCUGAAGAAAGCAUUUCUUUACCUUAUGGUUUGUAUUUAAAAUAAUUUGUUUCUGAAGAAAUUUGCCAAAAUUAUAAAUCAAAAAACUUGUUACAGAAUAUUUUUAUAUAUAUUCCUUCAUGAUGGUGUAAUAUUUUUUUAAUUGCUCCAAUGCUUUGUUUGAUUCCUGGUUUGAGUACUUGUUUUUAAGAACUUGAAAAAGUGGGCUCAUUACAUCUCUGUUCAAAGAGACAUUUGUUCAAUCUCUGUGUGUCAAUGCCUUGUUGAAUUGGUGCUUUGUCUUCACAAUAAAGCAUUGCUUCAGUUUA
Condylura cristata (star-nosed mole) is the source of this 1399-nucleotide messenger RNA. It is a transcript of the gene SAMD13, whose product is annotated as sterile alpha motif domain containing 13. The coding region runs from base 39 to 389 and encodes 116 amino acids. The record is from RefSeq and is a predicted model, not a curated record. Lineage: Eukaryota; Metazoa; Chordata; Mammalia; Eulipotyphla; Talpidae. Gene Ontology annotation, molecular function: protein binding. The transcript is spliced from 4 exons.